CUUGAGAGGCAGACGAGCAGGAGGGGAAGCGAAGCGCAGCAGGCUCGCAACUGGUGCACAUUCCGGCCAUACCCGGUGGAGACCGCGGCUGUCACGCCGCCCGGAGCAUUCCCGGCGUGCGAGCGCCCGGGCUUCCCAAAGUACACAAGCCCGACCCUGUGGGCGCUGCAAGUGCAGCUCCUGUAUCCCCAUCCCUCUUCCAGCGGCUUGUGGUGCGGAGCCUCACACACGUUGCCAGCGUUAAUUAUUUAACACAAAGCACUUUUUCAGAAAGCAGCGCUAAGGGAGAGCGCCCGGGGACCGUGCUCCCGCGCAGGCAUCCUCUCUUUGUUUCCUGAGGUCAGCAGGCCGCCUUCUCCCCCAAAUUUGAGUACUUCGUGAGGGUUGGAGGGCCGCCCGAGACUAGGCAGUGAAGAUGCCCUUGGAGCUGACUCAGAGCCGAGUGCAGAAGAUAUGGAUUCCUAUCGACCAUCGCCCCUCGUUGCCCAGAUCCUGCGGGCCGAAGCUGACCAACUCCCCUACAGUGAUUGUCAUGGUUGGCCUCCCAGCCCGGGGGAAGACUUACAUCUCGAAGAAGUUGACUCGCUACCUCAACUGGAUUGGCGUCCCAACAAAAGUGUUCAACGUCGGGGAGUAUCGCCGGGAGGCUGUGAAGAAAUACAGCUCCUAUGACUUCUUUCGCCCUGAGAAUGAAGAGGCCAUGAGAGUGCGAAAGCAGUGUGCCUUAGCGGCCUUGAGAGAUGUCAAAAUGUACCUGACACAGGAAGGGGGCCAAAUUGCGGUUUUCGAUGCCACCAAUACUACUAGAGAGAGGAGACACAUGAUCCUUCAUUUUGCCAAAGAAAAUGAUUUCAAGGUGUUUUUCAUUGAGUCUGUAUGUGAUGACCCUACGGUUGUAGCCUCUAACAUCAUGGAAGUGAAAAUCUCCAGUCCGGAUUAUAAACAUUGCAACUCAGCAGAAGCCAUGGAAGACUUUAUGAAGAGAAUUAACUGCUAUGAAGCCAGCUAUCAGCCCCUGGACCCUGAUAAAUGUGACAGGGACUUGUCACUCAUCAAGGUGAUCGAUGUUGGUCGGAGGUUCUUGGUGAACAGAGUCCAGGACCACAUCCAGAGCCGAAUCGUGUACUACCUGAUGAAUAUCCAUGUGCAGCCCCGCACCAUCUACUUAUGUCGGCAUGGGGAGAACGAGUACAACCUCCUAGGGAAGAUUGGAGGUGACUCCGGCCUGUCCAGCAGGGGCAAGAAGUUUGCCAAUGCCCUGAGCAAGUUUGUUGAGGAACAGAACCUGAAGGACCUCAAGGUAUGGACCAGCCAGCUGAAAAGUACCAUCCAGACAGCAGAAGCCCUUAAACUCCCCUACGAACAGUGGAAGGCACUCAACGAGAUUGAUGCUGGUGUUUGUGAGGAGAUGACCUAUGAGGAGAUCAAGGAGACUUACCCUGAGGAAUAUACCCUGCGUGAACAGGACAAAUACUAUUACCGCUAUCCCACUGGAGAGUCCUACCAGGACCUGGUCCAGCGCCUGGAGCCGGUGAUCAUGGAGCUGGAACGGCAGGAGAAUGUGCUGGUGAUCUGCCACCAGGCCGUCCUACGUUGCCUCUUAGCCUACUUUCUAGAUAAAAGUGCAGAGGAGAUGCCCUACUUGAAAUGCCCUCUUCACACAGUCCUGAAACUGACACCUGUUGCUUAUGGUUGCCGGGUGGAAUCCAUCUACUUGAAUGUGGAGUCGGUGAGCACACACCGAGAAAGGUCAGAGGAUGCAAAGAAGGGACCUAACCCGCUCAUGAGACGCAAUAGUGUCACCCCACUAGCCAGCCCUGAACCCACCAAAAAGCCUCGCAUCAACAGCUUUGAGGAGCAUGUGGCUUCUACUUCCGCUGCCCUGCCCAACUGCCUGCCCCACGAGGUGCCCACGCAGCUGCCUGGACAACCUUUGCUAGGGAAAGCCUGUUUAACAUGAAGGCUCCCAGAGCAGCACAGACACCUCCCCCAGGGGACGUUGAAGAGACGAAUCCGGUUCCAGCCCAUUUCCAUUUCUGAAGCUUUGCUUGUGCUCUUCCAUCAGCCUGAGGCCACAGCGAUCCUGGGGACUUCUUCCAUGACUGGGUGGGGGUGGCGAUGAGGGGGUCUGCAGGUGGGAGAGAACCCGCGCUUCCAGCGGCGUGUGGGGCCGAGGCACUCAAAGGCCUUUUCUGUGUUGCUCUGCAGACCACCCUGUCCUCUGCCCCCUCCAGUCUUCCAGGGAUGUCUGGCCUCAGAGACUUUCAGGAGGCUUGGAGAGUAGGGUGAGUGAGUGGUGGAUAAGAUGCGAGAAGGCCCGGAGGAGGGAAUGUUGGAUGCCUCCGUUCCGUUCUGUUUUGCUUGUUUUAUCUUGGCCUGGGAUGUUCACAGCUGGUCAGAGGACACUGGCAGCAGAAUUCACAAACUAAGGAAGAGCUAGAUGCUAGUUGCUGAAGUUUAAGGGGUAUUUAAAAGCUUCGCAUGGUUCUUUGGAGCCUUGUGGCCUGAGAAGAAGCCUCAUGGAGAAUGGACUUGGGCAUGUGGGGAUUUGGAGCUGUGGGAGCCACGCUGGGAUAUGGAGAGAUGAAUACUUUUUUCCAGAGAGAUCCCUGAGCUGAGACUUGCUUGUCAGCUAAGCCGUGACACUCCCGUGACUCCCACAUUUCCACGUACAUCCCAGGUCUGUGUUCUGCCUUGGACGGAGAUGUUAAAGGACAAAUGAACUAUUUUGCCGAAAUAUGCUAGCUUGGGCCUCGCUCUCACAGGGGGCUCCUUGUUUUCUCUUGUUUCCUGCCUGUAUUUGGAGGCACCUGAGAGCAUCACUCUCCUGGGGCUGCUUGGUCUUGCACUUUGUUAUGGAAGACGUGGACGAGAAAGUUGCACUUUAAGGAACUUUGGGUUUGGGUUAUAUACCCUUGGGGGCUUCGAGCCUCUGAAAGAAUGGGGGAUUGGGCAUGCCCAUGAGAUGGGGAAUCUCAGAGAGAUCCCAGUAAAUUGACCAGGGAUCGAGUCUUCAAGUAAUCUAAAGACUGCCUCUGGAAGCUGGCAUGGAGAAGCACAAGGACCUGGCUUCUUCUCUUCAGGACUUUCCUUACCCCCCCGUUUCCCAGGUGGAGACAGUGGCCCAAGCAAGGCCUCAUUAGAUGCCACUUCCUCCAAGGGGCUGUCUGUGGUUUCCCACCGGGAUCCAGCUCAGUUGCAUAGGUUUUUGUCAACCAUCUGCUGUAUGCCUGCCUAUCUCUGUGCUGGGUACUAUGGGAAACUCAAGAGAAUAAAAUGUAGUGCUUGCCUUGCCUUCAUGGCCCCUGGGAUAUUGGGUGGUAGAGGGGAGGGGAAGGAUGGAAGUAGGGCUUAUGGGACAGGUGGCCCUAAAUAACUCUUGUUUCUGCCUAUUGGCUUUUCCUUGUUGCCUCCAAGUACUAGGGGCAGAGAGGUGUCUCGAGGCCCAGAAGAAACAACUUCUAAAUUGAGCGGUAGAGUCUGUCCAGAUGACCCUUUUAAGGAUCUCUGGAAACUGGUGCCAAAGGUCACUUUUCUUUCCUGUCUUCUGCAGUUGAGCCCUUACGUCCCUUGCCCUCCUAUCUCAAGGGAACGGUUAACUGGAAGUUAGACACCUGAAGCUGGGAGUAGAAAGAAAGAAGCUCUUAAAGAAUGAAUGCACUUUCCCUGGUCAGGAUCAAGGGAAACAGGGACAUGCUUCAGAUACCCUACAACUGUGUGGUUUUCACACCAAACCGUUCAAUUAUUCCCUGCCCUUGCCCCAAUUUAAUUGGCUGUCUGCCUGAGAGAAUGUCUGUGUAUACAUUCCUGUACGACUUAAGUCUUGGAUUCUUAUCCCCCUUUCCCACUGUCUUGAGUAUUGUCAAAUACUGUGUGUGUGUGUGAGAGAGAGAAUGUGUGUGUGUAGGUUUUAUUUUUAGACAUGAAGGGCCUACAACUUUGCUCUUGAGAAUGGUUUUCUUACGUCCCACUUUCUGGCAAGAAUGGCUUCUUUCUUGUUGUCAGAGCAGACUUCUUUGAAUACAGACUUUUCAGUCUUAUACAAGUGAGGGCUUUGAGAGGGUGGAUUUUCCCCUCCUCUCUGACUACUUAAAAUAAAUACACAAAUAAAUAGGCUUUGCCUGACAUAGAACUUUAAUUUGGUAAGGGCUGGCCGAGAUGGGGAAGGAUAGAACACAAACGUGCAUGCGUGGGGAGGGGAGAUCUUGGAGAGAAGUCGGUUGCUGCUUUACUUGAAAGCCAGUGAUCUGACCUGUGGGGAGGUGUUUGGAGGGCGUGUUUGAGCUACAGUCACGGAGCUUCUCCUGAGAGGGCUGAGUCUCAUUCUCCUCCCUACUCUCACCCGACCCCACAAAAAAAAAAAAAAAAACUGGGGCCAGUCUUUUUAACUUUGUGUAUUUGCUUUUGGAUGAGUUUCACCCUCCUUAUUCUGUCCUGAGAGUAUAACCUUGGGCAAAGCUCUUCAUUUGGGAGGAGAAGAGAAACUGUUUGAACCACACCAAUGAUGUUUUUCAUUUGUAAUACUUGAAAUUUAUUUUUUUAUUAUUUUGAUAGCAGAUGUGCUAUUUAUUUAUUUAAUAUGUAUAAGGGAGCCUGGAAAUAGAAAGCUGUGUAUAGAUUGGGUUUAGUUGUUAAUUAGUUUAAAAAAUUAGUUUAGGGGCCUUUUAUGUGUGACUUACGACUUAUCUGUGUUCUGUAUAUUUGUCUGAAUUAAUUACCUGGGAUGAAGCUAUGCUAGCUUUCAAACAGGGAAUGCCUUUCAGAAAUUUGUAUAUUUUGCAGUUGCCAGACCAAUAAAAUACCUGGUUGAGAUACACUGAUGAAGUACGCCUCUGGUCCUUUCUUGGGGGGAGGAGGAGUCUGUAAUUGACAUUUGUGGUCCCUGCACCAGACUCUACCAUUUCGUUCUUGACCUUCCACUUCUUAUCUUCCUCUAAACAGACCAUUCUGAUAUAGGUGGUCAGUUGCUUGCGUUUGGGAAAUAAUAAGCCACGUCCAUUUUUAUUUCUCUCCUUGCAUACCCUUUCCUCCUAGCUCUUUGAAACAGCAGCAGCUCUAAUACAAGCAUUGCAUGACAUAACAAGGCCCAGGCAGAAUUACAGGAAGGCAUAGUUCAUUAUGCAUUUCUUUCACUCUAUUGUCCCACAGCAUCCCCCUUCUAGCCUCUUAAGUUCUCACAGUAGACCUUCUAUAGCUACUUUGCCAUUAACUGGUUGCCAAAGUUGUUUCCCUUCUGAAAUUCAGUAUCUUCAUCUCUACGGGGAAGGACACUGAAUGAGAACCUACAUAUGGUUAUAAGGAAACACUCGAACAUUUCCUUCAGGCAGCGAGUGUCGUGACCUGGAGUGCUCUCACUGGGCUGACUUUUUUCCAGAGUACCCCUACUGCUCCGUAUCAAAAACAUUUCCUAUUCCCUGUCUUAGGCUGGGUUCUCCGAAGGAGCAAAAUGAGUGAAUGUGUGUGUGUGUGUGUAUACAUAUAUAUAUAUAUAUAUGUAAGAGAUUUAUUUCAAGGAAAUGGCUCACACAGUUGUGGAGACUAGCUAGUCCCACCCAAAUCAGUGGGUCAGGCAUCAGGCUGGAGGCUUCUGACUCACAUGGUUGUAGGGGCUUAUGAACCCAAAAUCUGCAGGUCAGAUGGUAGGCUCCUGGCUCACGCCCCAAGAACUGGAGUUGAUAAGUUGGGUGUGGGAUCAAGAGAAGGCAAGCUUUGCCAGAACAUCCAUGUAUAUAUUGGAUGCAGGCCACACCCCCAGGAAACUCCCCUUUGAACUGAUUGGCUGUUCACAUCAGAUCACAAAAUGGAGAAUGAUUAUAUACUAUCUGCCAGACCACUCAGAAUCACAGCCUAGCCAAGUUGACACAUAACCUUAACCGUCACACUCCCAAAUUAGUCUUUCUUCAUUCCUUACGCUUUUCCAACCCUAGCUGUGAAGAGAAUAGGAAGGAGUCAGCAAUUUGGCACUUCCCUUUUGAAAUAACUUCCAAACUUAGUAUUUGCGGACAACGGUGAUGGGACAGAGUGUUUUGAUCAAGAAGCCUUGCCCAGUGACAGGUGUAAACACUCACUCACAUCCACACUUCAGCCAGAACUUCUCGAGUUCUGAACAUGUGUUUUAGUUCUCCUUAUGUGUUGGGUGAAGUCCCUGGGUGGUACAAAGAGUUAA
This is a messenger RNA of Loxodonta africana (African savanna elephant), 6166 nucleotides long. RefSeq names its product 6-phosphofructo-2-kinase/fructose-2,6-biphosphatase 3 (gene PFKFB3). The transcript has 16 exons. NCBI's taxonomy places the organism in Eukaryota, Metazoa, Chordata, Mammalia, Proboscidea, Elephantidae. The record is from RefSeq and is a predicted model, not a curated record. Gene Ontology annotation, biological process: fructose 2,6-bisphosphate metabolic process; fructose metabolic process. Gene Ontology annotation, cellular component: cytosol. Gene Ontology annotation, molecular function: ATP binding; fructose-2,6-bisphosphate 2-phosphatase activity; 6-phosphofructo-2-kinase activity. Bases 416 to 1960 code for a protein of 514 amino acids.